UACCACCCCACACAAAAUACAGUUCGAUUUUUUUCCCCCAGAAAUCAAGUACUAUUCCUUCCUCGGCUUUAGCCAAUUUUGCUCAUGCCACGUGACUCGGUACCAGCUGCUACCUCGAGCUGCAGAGACAGACGAGCAAGGCUCAGCAGGAUGGCUGUGGCUCUCCCCAGUUCCAGUUUUGUUGCUUUUCCACCUGUUGCGGAAGCUGGUCGUGUUGUCUUUGGGAAAAACUCCACACGGCCGAGAGAUGAAGUCCAGGAGGUGGUGUACUUUCCAUGUGCUGAGUAUGAGCCUGGAGCUCAGGUUGAGUGUACUUACAUUACAAUUAAUCAAGUUGAAAGGACUCACGCUGUUGUCCUAAGCAGACCUGCCUGGUUGUGGGGGGCUGAAAUGGGAGCCAAUGAGCAUGGUGUCUGCAUUGCUAAUGCGGCUGUUGUAACAAAGGAGCCUGGUGUCCGGACAGAAGCCUUGCUUGGGAUGGAUCUUGUCAGACUUGGAGUAGAAAGAGGAUCAACAGCCAAAGUGGCCUUAGACACCAUAGUGUCCCUUCUGGAAGAGCAUGGUCAAGGUGGAAACUAUUCCGAGGAUAGGAAGGCCUAUCAAGCCUUCCAUAGUGCUUUUCUGAUUGCAGACAGAGUGGAAGGCUGGGUGCUGGAGACUGUUGGGAAAUACUGGGCUGCAGAGAGAAUCACAGAAGGAUUUAAGGGCCUUUGCCAGCACUUGUCUAUAACUACAAACAUUGAUGCAGAGCAUUCUGAGCUGAGAAGUUAUGCACAGGAACAGGGGUGGUGGAGUGAGGGACGGGAGUUCAAUUUCUCUGAAGUUUUCUCAUUACCAGACGAGGAAAGAAGCCCCUGUGCUGGGAAGGAAUUCCUUGGAAAUCAAGAGGGAGACCUGACGGUGCAGACAGUGAUUGAUGCCCUUCGAGACAAGGAGACUGGUGUGUGUGUGGACUCGGAGUCUCUCCUCACCACAGCCAGCAUGGUGUCAGUCCUGCCUCAGAGCACUGCCUCCCCGUGUGUUCACUUCUUCACUGCCACGCCUGACCCAGCAAGGUCCAUAUUCAAGCCCUUUAUCUUUGUUGACGAUGUGAAGCUAGUGCCUCAAGCACAAUCCCCCUGCUUUGGGGAGGUGGACCCAGUAAAGAUACAGCCUCGCUUUGAAAGCAAAGUUGACCGCAGACAUGAGCUAUACAAAGCCCAUGAGUGGGCUCUGACAGUAAUUGAUAGUGAAGAGGAGCCAGGUCAGAAGCUCAAAGAGACCAUGCUAGAUCUGGAAAAGCAAGGCCUGCAAGCCAUGGAAGACAUGCUGCUCAGCACAGAGCCUCUAGACCCUGCUGAGGUAGCUGACCUCUUCUACGAUUGCGUUGACACAGAAAUCAAAUUCUACAAGCGAGGUGUGCCGUUUUAAACACAACCAGAGAAUAAUAAUGUGCAUAAAGGUGGGUAUGUAAACAUGUAGUUUCAGUACAUCUUAUACUGUGCAAAAACACUUCCUGAAUGUGACAUUUUUGUGAGUUAUAAUAAGCUAAUACAUUGUUUCGCUUUGCAGUUCUUUAAAAAACUGCACAAGAUGACAUCACAUAUAUAAUAAGAGACGCUCUACACACAACCUAUACACUUAUAUAAGAAAGCACGAUCAAGAUGAUGCAUCAUGAGGAGUUUGGUAGGGACCUAAACUGAUACGAGUUCCCAGUUAACAAAGCAAAAAAUAAUUGUAAUUAUAAUACAUGCCCAACAAUAAUUUCCUAUAAACUUUGGUGUUCUAAGGUCUUAUUAUACACGAUGGUGGGGCGACCCGUCUACAAUAUUAUUAGGUGGUGGCACAAGACCCGCGUGCAAUAAGAUUGCCUGUGUAUAAUAAGGUUGGUAAUAAAACUGCUAGGCUCAGUUUUUACCACCAGUACAUGAACACCAUCAGUACAUGAAAUCAUCCAACUCCACCAAAAAAGGCCAAGAGAAUGCCAAGAGAAUGUUCGAUUUUUGCCAAUAAUAUUAUACAAAAAAAAAGCAUUUCAGUUAUAUUUGCCAUGAAUACAUGCAAAAGGAGAAAAAUCAGUUUGCCAAAAUGCUUUAAAACUAAAAGCAUAAAAUGCUUUCCUAUGGUAAUUAAUUUUUUACAUUUUUCAUUACAUUUGUGUGCAUUUUGUGUAUUAUCUAUUGAAGCCUAAUAAAGAAGGGAAAGCCACAUCAAAAUUGAAAGAGUAAUCUGUCGUGUAUCUGCCCGUCACAUAUCCGGCCUAACCGUUUACCCGCCGUGAUCAACCUCUUCAGCAACGUUAGUUUAUUAUUGACCAGAGAAGAUUAAUUCAGAGAUUGUAGAUCCUACCAGAGUGUUUGUACACUGUGUUCUAUGUGCUCCAUGCGCUGCCAUUGCUGGUAGUGUCACAUGAGCUGUUCAGUGUGUUGGUAUGUAAAUAAAUCCUGUUCCCCCGCGAGGCGUAUAAACUUCAACCUCCGUCUCGAUCUCCUGCCUGUCACUCGGCAGCAAAUGCACGCACCCACAUGGCAGGCAGCUACCCUGUCACAAGCAUUAAUACCCUGAUACGCGACAGAUUACUGUAUUAGCUUACUCGUGAGAACAUUUUGUAUGCUAAUUGCGUUUAGCUUUUGUAAAAGUAAAUUGGGAAUGACAUUUUAAAGGCAGUAAGUAAUUGUGUUAUCAAAUACUGUAUAAGGGACACAACCACUAUGGUUCUUCACUCACACUGAUAUUAAAAUGACUUUUUUUCUCUCUUUUUGCUUUGUUGUUCGAUACUGGAAUUCUGUUUCCAUUUAUACCAGUCAUUAGUUGAGAGGCAUCACUGGGAGUAGUGUUUUAACAGCUCAAAUGAUCACAACUGUGAGAUCUAAGAAGUCUGUGUAAGAUAAAAAAUGAACAGUUUUGAUAGAUUACCUUACAUUGCACAUUGCUUUUCUUAAUUGUCUAUUGUUGGUAAAUUAUGAGAUAGAUAGUGUCGCUUUAGAAUUGCCUUAUGCUUAAUGUGUGCAAACCUGUUGGGUGCUUCAUCUGUAUUCCUUUAAAAGAUGUUUGAAAAAAUAAAUUAUUGAAAGUCUCAAAAAUUGCCUUUGGGUAUUCUGUAUUUAUGGAGGUAAUAAGGUACAUUGUUUGGUCUGUGGUGCAAGCUUCUGGUUUUGUAUGUACACAAUAUUUUCACUCAGUACUGUACUCGUACUAACAGCAAUCCUUUUCUUUAUAUACAAUGUACAGUGUGUCAAUAUGUAUAUAUUGCAUAUAUUUACAAAGUAAUACAAAUAUACACUGAAAAUGCGAUUUAGAAUAUUACUAUUCAAUAGUACUGUUUGUAUGUCCAACAAGACCCAAAAUAAGCUAUUCAUUUACAGACCAAUACAGUUUGAUAAGUUAGUUUUCACUGAAAUGGCAGUACAAUAGUCUCUGAAAUGUAUACAAUAUUAUAGUUUUUGUAAACAAUAUAAUUUAUUAAUGUUUACGA
Molecule: messenger RNA, 3454 nt
Organism: Acipenser ruthenus (sterlet)
Lineage: Eukaryota; Metazoa; Chordata; Actinopteri; Acipenseriformes; Acipenseridae
Product: secernin-1-like
Exons: 8
Coding region: 85-1410 (441 amino acids)
Biological process (GO): proteolysis
Molecular function (GO): cysteine-type exopeptidase activity; dipeptidase activity
Source: RefSeq, a predicted model, not a curated record